Molecule: messenger RNA, 663 nt
Organism: Aureobasidium uvarum
Lineage: Eukaryota; Fungi; Ascomycota; Dothideomycetes; Dothideales; Saccotheciaceae
Source: the annotation of a GenBank genome assembly
AUGACGGUCCCUUCAGCAGACGUCUCGAUCCUCCACAGAGCAGAUGGCUCAGCACGAUACUCGGCGGCCGGCUACACAGUCGUGGCGGCCGUCAACGGUCCCAUCGAGGUAACACGCCGUGAUGAGCUGCCCCAGCAUGCUGCUCUCGAGGUCAACGUGCGCCCUGCCGUCGGUGUAGGCAAACGUCAUCUCGAAUCGCUCAUCCACUCGACACUACGCGACAUUGUCCUGACGCACAUGCACCCUCGCACCUUGAUCCAGUUGACUCUGCAAAUCGUCAACACUCCUGAGCAGGAGAAUACUCUCCUUGCCUCUUUCGUAAGCCUUUCUCACAUUCCCAUGAGCAACACUUUCACCUCAACUCUCCUGGCCGUUUCAUCCUCGGGCGACCUCUCCAUCAAUCCUGCUCCCAAGGUCUUGCUUUCCGCCUCCUCUGCACACGUAUUUGCUUUUUCGUCGACUGGAAACCUCAUUCUGGAUCUGAGUGAAGGAGAGUUCGAUCUGGAUACCUGGGAGAAAGCACACGACAAAGCAAAGGAGGAAUGCUGCAAAGAGCAGCUGUCAGAAGAUGCCAUGGAAGAGGGAAAGCCUAGCCUACAAGGCUUUGUCGAAAGAGUGGUCGAGGCCAGAGUCGACAAGGAGAGAGCUUGGAAGAACGGCUAG